AUGUCGUGGAGUACGGGGCAGCACCUGCCCCUUGGGCUCCCCAGGGUCACGCUGCGGAAAUCAGCGUCGAUGUACACUGAAAUACAGCGGGAGCGACCGGACAGUGGGAAUAUCCUGACUCACCCGGACUACAUAGAUGGAAACCCAGACCUCAUCAAACCUAAAAAGCUCCUAAAUCCUGUCAAAGCCUCGAAGAGCCACCAAGAGCUGCACAGAGAGCUGCUGAUGAACCACAAAAGAGGCUUGGGCGUGGAGAGCAAGCCAGAGCUGCAGCGGGUGCUCGAGCACCGGCGGCGAAACCAACUCAUCAAACAGAAGAAGGAGGAGGAAGAGGCAAAGAAACUGCAGUCUCCUUUCGAAAAAGAGCUUUUAAAGAGGCAGCAGAGGCUGGAUCAGGUAGAGCUGAGUUUUCAGUCAUGCCCAGGUUAUCCUAACCACCUCGCAUGA
Molecule: messenger RNA, 447 nt
Organism: Mesitornis unicolor (brown roatelo)
Lineage: Eukaryota; Metazoa; Chordata; Aves; Mesitornithiformes; Mesitornithidae
Gene: FAM107A
Product: family with sequence similarity 107, member A
Exons: 3
Coding region: 1-447 (148 amino acids)
Biological process (GO): actin filament bundle assembly; regulation of actin cytoskeleton organization; actin filament polymerization
Cellular component (GO): stress fiber; neuron projection; synapse
Source: RefSeq, a predicted model, not a curated record